Passer domesticus (house sparrow) is the source of this 8357-nucleotide messenger RNA. Its product is annotated as basic proline-rich protein-like. The transcript has 2 exons. The record is from RefSeq and is a predicted model, not a curated record. NCBI's taxonomy places the organism in Eukaryota, Metazoa, Chordata, Aves, Passeriformes, Passeridae. The coding region runs from base 125 to 1462 and encodes 445 amino acids.
CGGGGCGCGGCGCCGCCAGGCUCCCGCAGAGCGCCAGCCAGGCCAGCACCGCGCGGCUCAUCCUCCUCCUCCUCCUCCUCCUCCUCCUGUUCUCGCUCCCGCUCUCCUCCGCCUCAGCCGAGGGAUGCGAGCCGGCGGGCGCUGGCGGUGCCUCCGCCCGGUGAGGCGAUGCCAGGCGCGGCGAGGAUGCGCAGGUUCCCUGCCGCGGAGAGUGCCCCGGCCGAGCGCAAGCCCGCGCCGCUCCGCCGCCACCGCCCUACGCGCGGCGCGGAGCCCGUCCCGCCGCCCGCCCGCUCUGCGCGCCCGCCAGGUGCCGCCGCGCCUCCAGCAUGGCCCGGCCGCCGCCUCCCAGCCGCGUCCCGCCGCCUCCUCUCCUCCCCCUCUUUCUCCUCUCUGCCUUCCUCCUCCUCCUCCUCCUCCUCCUGCUGCCGUCGCUGCCCUGCCCGCCCCGCGCGGAUCCCGGGGGCGGUGCCGCUGGACACACCCCGGAGCCGCCCCGCCCGCGGCCGCGCCCCCGCUGCGCGCAGGGUGCGGGAUGGAGCUCCCGAGAGGAGCCGGGACCCCGCGGUGCGCAGGGUGCGGGAUGGAGCUCCCGAGAGGAGCCGGGACCCCGCGGUGCGCAGGGUGCGGGAUGGAGCUCCCGAGAGGAGCCGGGACCCCCCGGUCCCCUGCUGAUCCCGGGGAUGGUCCCCCAGUGCUGAGGAUCAGGACCCCGCGGUUCCCGGCUGAUCCCGAGGAUCCUCACCCAGCGCUGGGGAUCGGAACCCCGCUGUCCCCUGCUGAUCCCGGGGGUGCUCCCCCAGUGCUGGGGAUCAGGACCCCGCGGUUCCCGGCUGAUCCCGGGGGUGCUCCCGCAGCGCUGGGGAUCAGGACCCCGCGGUCCCCUGCUGAUCCCGGGGAUGGUCCCCCAGCGCUGGGGAUCGGGACCCCGCUGUCCCCUGCUGAUCCCGGGGGUGCUCUCGCAGCGCUCCGGUGUGCGCGGACGGCCGGAGCAGGUCUGCGCGGCCGGGGUUCCUCUCCCGCGGCAAAUCGCAUGUUCUGGGCUAAUUUGGUUUUGGGUGGGUGCCUGCCCUCGUCUAUCACCUGCUGUUCAGGAAGGUGUUUUGCCCUCCGCGGGGGGAUUUUGCCCUCCGCAAACUUCUGUCUUGUAGGUGCUGUCCAAACCCUGCGCUCUGCCGGGCGCUGCCUCGGCUUAAAACCCCUCCUGAACAUCCACACAGGGAGCUCGCACGGGAUCACAGGAUUGUGGCAUGGUUUGGGUUGGAAGGGCCCUCAGAGCUCACCACAUCCCAGUUCCCAAGCCAUGGGCAGGGACACCUUCCAGCAGACCGGGAGAUGCAAAGGUCCGUUCUUCCACCUCGCUCUCUCUUCAAGUAGGGUGUCAUCCUGUCCAAAAUUGGAAGGGAAUCAAAGCAAGGAAAGAUGCCGCGAUAUUUCAGAAGCAGCCCAAGGUAGAGGGUAGGAAGAUCUCACGUCAGACCACUACAUACUUUUAAAAAUUUUAAUCUCCUUUCCCUACCUGGGUAUAUAGUUUCACGAUAGUGAAAAAAGUACUAAUUUCCUACUGGGCGUCAAAAGGCUCUCCAGAUAUUUUAUAUCUGUAAUUUGCGUCCUGUCUACAUGCCUUCAUGGUGAAAGACCACAUAUAAAUAUUAUAUUAAGCUUUAAUGCACUUGCCGAGUGAGAAGGAUGAACUGAACAGCACUGGGCUGUUGAGAAGCAUUUCUGCAGAUACAACCUGAAAGUCCGGGCUGCUUGCAUGACAACAAGAAGAGACAUCGUGAAAUUAGGAGUGGAAACGACCCGUUAAGUCGUCUGAUCUCUUGGUUACUUUGGCUGGCACCUCGCAGUGGUUAGAGCAUUUCAUUUUGCGAGCCCUUUGUCUGCCAUUAAAUGCCUGCCAGUGACAGGGUGACAGCCCCUGCCUAAAGCUCUGGUUUUACAUCUGAGCUCGCAAUUAAUCACAUUUUUCUUUGACACUGGAAGUGUUUUGGUUUCAACACCUUGCAUUGUCAGCAAAGAUUUGAAAGGACGAGGCUUUUUUGCGCUGGUUAAACUACAAAAUUAACAGAAAUUAUGCACCUUGAUAAAGAGGAUUUGACACCCACAAUCCCAUGGCUUUUUCUGCUUGCACACAGCUCAGUGGUGCCCACACCAGGUGUGCACUUCACCCAUCACAGCAGGGCAAGUUUCCUGAUGGCACUCAGGGCGGUGCAGAGUUAUCCAGCAGGCUAGGACAGAUAAAGAAAAAAAAAAAACCAACCUCCCAACAUUAAUUUAGCCCACACCAGCAGAAAAUAUGUGUAAUGUACUCCAGUGUAAUGCUCCAACUCACCUGGCAGCACUCAGGUGUGCUGCAGCCACGCCUUCACUAAGCUGCACAGGUAUCCCUGCGAUUGCAUCACCACCUCUACAGCAACUUGGAUUUUAUACAUCAGCCAGAGAUCUCCCUGAAGAACCACUGCCUGGAAAGAAAAUACUUUUCUUUUUCCCCAGGGGUUGCUUUGCUGUCAGUAAAGAGAUAGUGGAAAUUUAGGGAGCCUUAACAAAGCUUCUGAUAUUAACGCAUCAUUUCUCUACAACGGUGCUAAUUUUACUGCUUAUCUCUGUUUUACAACCAAGAGUCCAGCUGUCACAAUUACAAGGCAAGCUGCACUGUAGCUGCUGUGGCAGCCCAGCAUGCCUGCACCCCCAAGUGGCAGUCUUGCCUGUGAUUUUUUUUUUUUUUAAAUUUUAUUUUUCUGGAGGGAAUAAUCCCGUAAUGCAGCCCCUUUAUUUCCCCAAUUAGGAUAAAUCUAAAGGGACUAACUACACUCGGUACCGGGAGGCCUUUUUCCACUGAGAGCAGCUGAUUAAAAUGACACAGAAAUAGCUUCUUCAAAGCCAGGCAUUGUUUAUUCAGCCAAAAGGGAUGAAACAACAAAAGGCUUUUCUGCCUGGUUCUUACCUAGAGUGCAGUGCCUUUUUGUUUUCAGGCUCUCAAUAAGUUUUAUUCAAUAAAACCUAUCUUCCCACCUCAGAGUAAUCAGACAUUUUGCUGCUCCACUGUGCUGGGCUGCUCUUCCUGUGCUGCUUCCUCCUGUUUGCUCCUGGUGUUUUGGGGAUGACCCAGGACUGGAGGAUGCUGCAGGCAGUCCCUUCACCCAGCACCUUCCUCCUACCCCAAGUUUCUCCCCUUAGCACAGGGCAACUCAACUCCAGCUCAGCGCUGUGAGGUUGGCUCAGAGGUGCAGACUGUCCCUUCCAACUCAAAGGCAGCAAUCAUCUGCAUCUAGCUGUUCUUAAAAUGGAUUUUCUGGAGCCAGGAUGUGCUAUUUGCUGCUCCAGCCUGGGUUUUACCCAGGAGCUCCUCUGCUGCUGUGCUGUGGGCUCACACUGUUGUCAUUGGGGUUGUUGUGGUUGCAGCAGCUUGCAGCACUCCCCUCCUCCAGUGACCUGUCCCUGACCUCACCUUCUGGAUGAAGAUCCUAACCUUGUGUCCUUCAAUGUCCUCCAAGGCUCAGAAAUUAUUCAUUUUUAAACUAUUUUAUGUUUUUCUUAAAGCAGCUGCCUCCUGCUCCUGACAGCAGGAAAACCUGCCUUAUGACUCUAUAAGAACUAUGGGAAUGCAAACAUCACAUUUCUGUGGGAAACCCUAGGACCUUCAGGACAUUUUGAAGGUUCUCUUUUCAUUUUUUGGGUUACACACUUGCAAAUCUUUACUGUCAUGCCAGUGGUGAAGGCACUUUGCUGAAAUAUGGCCAGGAUGGGACUGGGAUAUCACAAACCAUUGCAGCUCAAGCUGAUGUUCUACCUUUUAUAUCAACAUUAAUAUAAAUACAAAAUAUAUAAAAUCACAUUUUUAUGUUUGCAUUUUGAUAUUUAUCCCUAAGGCAAAACUCUUCCUCCUGUCAUGUGGAUUCAUUAUAUGCUUUGUGGUUUGGAAUUUAAGAGAGAAAUGGGCUCAAGAACUGCCAGAUAUUAAUCCCUAAUAUUUCUGUCUUCCUUUUUCUGCCAGACAUAGAACUUAAAGCCUACUUUUCACUUUCCAGACUGUUCCUACACUUCAGGAUAAUUCCUGCUUAAUUUGACUUAGCUGCACUCUAAUACUCAAAUACAUAUUUUAUUUGUUUACCAAUCACUCAGGAUCAAGAACUCUUUUGCAACCAGUUUUUUCUUCUUCCAUCUAAAUGAUCAUCUCUGUUUGUCAGAAUUGUCUGCCUAAUAGGAUGGCCAGACUGUGGAGACUGCCUAGAUCUGCAACAUCCCUCCCUUAGGCUAAAGAUUCCUGUAGACCUUCUGGAGUAGAGGAGGUAGAAUGGAGAGACAAAUCAACUGCUGCCUUUCCAAGGGGGAAAAAACCCCCAAACCUAACUGUGAAAGAGCUAAUCCAUGUCUGGGAUUUGUCAGACACCGUUCAGCGUAACCGGCUGCUCUGAUUCUGCAAGUCAUCUGUGUAUGCUUGACUCAAGAAAAGAAGAGAUAAUACAUCUGUCUGUCACCACCGCUGCAACACUGCCAGAAUUAUUCCUGGGGUUGACACUGCCUCUAAAAAAAGGGAACAGUUGGUUCUUUUAUCUCUUCCCAAGCACAGCCUGAUCCCCCACUUCUUGAACAUGUGAGGUUUCCCAUUAAGUCAGCUUGGGUUUUGUGGAAGAUCCUGCUUCCCUCAAACAUUUCUGGUUCAAAAGCAUUGUCAUGUAAUGCUCCAUCACAGGAAAGGGGGAGAAGUAGCUGUGCAAGAGACGGAAACAGUCAAACUCCAUUAAAAAAAAAAAAAAAAAGAAAAAAGAAGUUUUUCUUUCAGUCUUUUGCAGUACAGAGCUUUUUUUCUUCUUCUUCUUUUUGACUAUUUAUAGGAAGGAACUAACAAAAUCAGUAUCAUAGUUGGGUUUUAUUACUUUUUUUUUAUUUCUGGAAAUAAGAUUUUACUGUCUACAGAGGAUAGUAUUGAAGAAUCCUGUCUAAAUGCCUGAGUAUGUUUUAAAAUGAAUCCUUUUCCUCCUAAAAUGCAAAUAUGUGAAGUGCACAAGAACACGGGAGAGGAGAGGAUUGCACAGGCCAAGGUGUGAGCACAACCCCUGGCAUGAGGCACUCCUGUGUUUCAUUCUGUAAAGCCUUCUGCACACCCCUGAAGUUGAGAAAGUGAUUAAUUUCAGAUGGGAUUAUUCCCUGCCUGCUUGUGAAAGGAAUUUGGAUUCACAGUGUUUCUUUCAGCAGGACUAAGGUGUGUGGAAGCUGAGUGCUGGUGCACGUGUGCCUUUUAAAUGCUUCUGCAGACAGCUCAGCACCAGCACAACGUGCUUGUCCCGCUCUCUACAGACAGCAGAAAGUCCUGAAUUAGAGAUUAAUGUCACUGCCCUGACUGAGGAGUCACAGCUAAGGUAAAAAUGGCAACGUUCUGCCCCAGUGAAGUGAUACUUGCAGCAAGAUGCAGACAGCGGGUUAUAGAAUCACAGAAGCAUGAAAUAUUCUGGGAAGGACAUUUAAUGUCACCCAGAGCCACCCCAGCCAUGGCAGGGACACCUUCCCCUGUGCCAGGCUGCUCCAGCCCCAGUGUCCAGCCUGGCCUUGGGCACUGCCAGGGAUCCAGGGGCAGCCCCAGCUGCUCUGGGCACCCUGUGCCAGCCCUGCCCACCCUGCCAGGGAACAAUUCCCAGUUCCCAAGAUCCCAUCUAGACCUGCUCUCUGUCAGUUUGAGAAGGUUUUCUGACACAGGAGCAGAUUUCUGCUCAGGACCUUGCCCCAGCUGGUGGUGAUGCUGUGGGUGACACUGUUCCCAGGAAAACCCAGGGGGUACCUGCAUUUCUGAGAGGCUGUUGGGCACCCAGAGCAUCCACGUGAGGGAUGCUGCUUCACCUCUCUCUUUGCUGUCUAUAUAUGUUUUAAAAUGCCAACCCACUCCAUAGUGAGGAGGACUCUGACUGGCACCUUGGAUAUCACAUUCCCAUGCCCUUGGUGGCCUGUACUCCUCUUCCAGCUGCAAAUAUGUGUACUUAAAGGAAAUCAGUCAGUAGAAGAGGGACUAUCUGACUGAACAGCCCUCAGUUCCUUACAAAACCAAGCUAAUACACACUUCCCUUUUCCUCAAGUUUGUCUCUCUCCACUGGUCCACAAUCCCUAAUAUUCCACUUGCACAGUGCUUGCUUAAGAGAGAAAUGGGCUUGUACAGCUUGUUCUGCCCUCCUCUCUGGAUUGUUUCUGCUCCUUUUUACAAGAAAGCCAAAUCACCAUCAGUAGCAGGAGUUUUGGAUCAUUUACACCCUUCUACACAACUGCUUAGGGAAAGGAGCCCAACAGCUCUUUGAGAUCCCCAGCAAAGCUGGCCUUGCCUCUCGUGCCUCAGUAUCAGGAAAUAUUUGCACCCUGAAUCCUUGAAGAGACAUCUCUGAAGUGCAGCCCAGUGAUCCAUGUGCACUGCAGGAUUCCCUGGAGGUGGAAGGAUUCCCUCUAACUCAGUACAUAUCGCAGGCUCAGAAAUUCCCUGGUUUGGCCAACACUCAACUGAAUCAAGAUGAAUUUCUACAAACCCCACAAGGGCUGUGCAAGAAGCUGCUAAAAUUCCAAGCACAGCUCUUCAGGGUCUACGUUAAAUUUGUAACAACCAAGGUGCUGUUUGGGUUUUAGUGCUGAAGUUGCUGUUUUGCAAAGUUAAAUGUGUUGUGCCAAGGUCUUUAUCCUACUGUUAUUUAUACUGGGUUUUCAAGGAAAGCACCAUGAAUGAACUCGGUAAAAGAGUUCAUUUCAGACACCUACAAAACAUAUUUUCAUAUUAGCAAGAAUAUGCUUCAACCACUUAAACUCCAAGGAGUUUUUACAGUGUCUGUCUGUGUUUUUGUUGAUCUUUGCAAUAAGUAGUAGUAUUUUUUUGUUUGUUUUGAUUGUUUUUUUUUUUUUUUGUGUGUGUGUAUGUGUGUGUGUUAAUUAAUUUUACUCUGAGGAACAAAAUAAGUUUUGAAAUAUAAUUUUAGGACUGACUUGGACUUACUUUCAGUGCUCAUAUUGCACCAUUACUUUUAGCAGCUCAUUCAUGCAGAAUUUCAGAAUACAGGGGAGGAACUAUUAAAUCACUAUAAAGUAUUUAAGGGAGGUGCCACCUGCAUUUCAGGCAUUUAACUUAGACUUUGCCAAACAUCUUAUGAUUUCCAAAUCAGAGAAUAUUAUUAGAGCCAAGAGACUUUUGGCUCUUACUCUCUCGUGGUGGGAUGCAUUUCAAAGCAACACCAAAGAUUUCAAUUAUUAGUUCAGUAUCAAUCAAGACAAGUGACCAACUUGGUUUCUUCAAUCUUCUGAUAUCUGGCAGUCCAGUGUGACAGUUUGUAGAUAAUUAAUGUCAGAUUUUGACAAUGUGAGAGAUUUUAGAAGUAAUUUUAUGCCACUGCAGUGAGCUGACAGAGCCAUCCUGCCUCAAUGUAUGACAAAAAAUGUUUGCCAUAGAAAGUUUUUCUCAAGUGGUCUUGGGUUGGUUGAGGUGUUUUUUUUUAGUAGGUUGGUUGGUUUUAUUGUUGUUGUUGUUGUUACCUUCUUCAGGUUAAGAGAUAGAAAUGUGUGUUAGAAAUUGAUAUAAAACACAUUACAAAGAGAAAAAAAAGGAAAAAAAGAGGAAAAAAAAAGGUCGAGGAAAGGAAUGUGGUAGCACCAGUUACAUUUCUGAAAGGUAAUAUUUUUCAUGAUUGGCAGAACAUUUUUCCCCAAGAUGGAAAAGGGCAUACUCAUCUAAAGAAGACACAAGAAUCCUCUUUUCUUUUCAGAUUGUUAGUGGUACAGCAGCCAGAAAACUGGCUUGACACAAGAUGCUGAGAUUUCAACCUGCAUUCUGACUCAAGCAAUACAGCUGCUUCAUCUGCCUCUCUGGUACAUCAAUUACAUAUCUUGACUAUUUCCUUCCCCUCAGGGACUCUACUUUUCCAAUGAGUGCUCUUGUCCUCAUUAUAAUUUUGAGAAAUCUUCAUUUUGUCUCAUUUGAUUUCAUCUCGAUUGACAAUCAGAACAGAUUUUUCAGGCAGCUGCUGAACUUGUUGGGGUGCAGCAGCCUCAGCCCCUUCCUCAGGGAAUUCACAGCUUAAGACAAGAGCCAGAGCCACAAAGUGCUGUGGAGGAACAAAGUGAAUGGGGAAAAGUAAAAGUAAACAUGAUUUUUUGUGACAAAGAUCUGUGCAGGCAAUUCUCUUUGUGUUUUAAUUGUGUAGGAUAGGGGUCUGGGGAAAUAAAAAAUUCGAGGAUGACUUGGGUUGUCUGAGUUAAAAUGUCCUUCAGCUUUCAGAGUGAAAUUUGUGUUCUUACAGGAGGAUUGAGCAGGCCCCAGAGAACCAGCAAUAUAUUAUCUUUAUUUUAUUUUAUUUUAUUUUAUUUUAUUUUAUUUUAUUUUAUUUUAUUUU